AUGUCUUCUGUCUGCGCCCUCCUCCUCUCAUGCGCUCUCUUCUUGGUGGCUCAUGGAUCACUACAGGAGCGGCGGCUCUAUGAGGAUCUCAUGCGAAACUACAACAAUUUGGAACGGCCAGUUGCAAACCAUUCGGAGCCGGUUACUGUGCAUUUGAAGGUGGCCCUCCAACAAAUCAUCGAUGUUGACGAGAAGAAUCAGGUGGUCUAUGUCAAUGCUUGGCUGGAUUAUACAUGGAAAGACUAUAAUCUAGUCUGGGACCAGGCAGAGUACGGUAACAUCACGGAUGUCCGAUUUCCGGCUGGAAAGAUCUGGAAGCCAGAUGUCUUACUGUACAAUAGUGUGGAUACCAACUUUGACUCUACUUAUCAAACCAAUAUGAUCGUUUAUUCAUCUGGAUUGGUCCACUGGGUGCCUCCAGGCAUUUUUAAGAUUUCUUGUAAAAUUGACAUUCAAUGGUUUCCGUUUGAUGAGCAAAAGUGUUUUUUCAAGUUCGGUUCUUGGACAUAUGACGGCUACAAACUUGAUCUUCAACCAGCGACGGGUGGCUUCGACAUCAGCGAGUAUCUUCCAAAUGGCGAAUGGGCGUUGCCAUUAACCACUGUGGAGCGCAACGAGAAAUUCUACGAUUGCUGUCCGGAGCCCUACCCGGAUGUUCACUUUUAUCUUCACAUGAGACGACGAACCUUGUAUUACGGUUUCAACUUGAUUAUGCCGUGUAUUCUGACCACACUUAUGACACUUCUAGGAUUCACACUUCCACCGGACGCCGGUGAAAAAAUCACACUUCAAAUCACCGUCCUUCUUUCCAUUUGUUUCUUCUUGAGUAUCGUUUCGGAGAUGUCACCGCCAACUUCAGAAGCCGUUCCACUUCUAGGCAUCUUUUUCACAUGUUGUAUGAUUGUGGUAACGGCGUCUACAGUAUUCACAGUCUAUGUGUUGAACUUGCACUAUCGUACCCCAGAGACUCAUGAUAUGGGACCAUGGACCCGCAACCUUCUUCUCUACUGGAUUCCAUGGAUUCUACGAAUGAAACGACCUGGCCACAACCUCACCUACGCAUCUCUUCCAUCGCUAUUCGCUUCUAAACCCAAUCGUCAUUCUGAAUCCCUAAUCAGGAACAUUAAAGAUAACGAACACUCGCUGUCUCGUGCCAACUCAUUCGAUGCAGAUUGUCGGCUGAAUCAGUACAUCAUGACGCAAUCGGUGAGCAAUGGAUUGACAAGUAUGGGAAGUAUUCCGAGUACAAUGAUAUCUAGUACAAAUGGAGCACUGACAGAUGUGUCCCAGCAGGCGACACUGUUGAUUUUGCAUCGGAUUUAUCAUGAGUUGAAGAUUGUUACAAAGAGAAUGAUCGAGGGUGAUAAGGAGGAACAGGCAUCGAAUAACUGGAAGUUCGCAGCCAUGGUCGUGGACCGUCUGUGUCUCUACGUCUUCACAAUCUUCAUUAUCGCCUCUACGAUCGGAAUAUUCUGGUCAGCACCCUACUUGGUUGCCUGA
Messenger RNA from Caenorhabditis briggsae, 1500 nucleotides. RefSeq names its product Protein CBR-ACR-16 (gene Cbr-acr-16). Lineage: Eukaryota; Metazoa; Nematoda; Chromadorea; Rhabditida; Rhabditidae. The transcript is spliced from 9 exons. The coding region runs from base 1 to 1500 and encodes 499 amino acids. The record is from RefSeq and is a predicted model, not a curated record. Gene Ontology annotation, molecular function: acetylcholine-gated monoatomic cation-selective channel activity; transmembrane signaling receptor activity. Gene Ontology annotation, cellular component: synapse; postsynaptic membrane; neuron projection. Gene Ontology annotation, biological process: regulation of membrane potential; signal transduction; monoatomic ion transmembrane transport.